Sphaeroforma arctica JP610 is the source of this 3192-nucleotide messenger RNA. RefSeq lists its product as hypothetical. Lineage: Eukaryota; Ichthyosporea; Ichthyophonida. The transcript is spliced from 3 exons. The record is from RefSeq and is a predicted model, not a curated record. Bases 1 to 3192 code for a protein of 1063 amino acids.
AUGUCCCAGUACCCAGAGACUAUACCAUGUACCACCAAUGAAUGUGCCGAGGUCGCACACCCUGCCAACCAUACCAACCCAGUAGUCUGUGCGUCUCAACCCGCAGACACGGUGCUAGUCACUGCGAGUACCACAAGCACAACUGACCCCACAACACCCGCAAACCCGCACUCGUCUCAUACCUUGCCUUCGCUACCGCCUGCUACUUCCGCACCUACUGGAGCCGUUAUCACCCCUCUGAUCGCUGGAGUGCUGCUACAGGCCCCUUCAGGUGCUGUGCAUGCGGAUAGCGCUAUACAGAUACGUGGGGAAAUGGAAAACCAGUCUGUGCGUGGUCCAGGUGUAGAAGGGUGUGUAUGUGAGUGUACCAAGGAUACUGAGGAUGGCGUGCACGACCUUAGUAAUCGUUGCCAUGGCAACGGAAGUAUGCUCAAAGCCACUGGUAGCCGAGGCAGGAACCACGUCCGCCGGAAUAUUGAUUUCUUCUUGUCCGACAGUGAUGGGUCUGUUAACGGAAUAGACCUGGACUCUCGCCCAGCACACACCGUGCAUGCGUACGAGGGCUCUUUCUCCGACGCCGAGAAGGAGUUUGGUGCCGGUACAGCACUCGGUGGCGGUGCAGGAGCUGUGGUCGGUCCCGUUGAUGUAGAUGCGCUCGAGGACACGUUUACGGAUAUGCACCAGCAGCACACCAUGGGUAUGCAUGGCUCAACAACACCCCGGCCAUCCACGGGUGGCCCUUGCGAGAAAGGUUCCCACCAUACAGGUGGACAGACGAGCGGGGAGCGGCGGUCUGGGCAACUGAGUGACUCAUGGGUCCCCUUGCCUGUGUUUGCGCUUGUGCUUGCGCCUGAGCAUGCAACCUUGUCUGAGUCAGCGACUCAGUCCUCUGAGCGGAGUGAAUACAGUGCGCUAUCCAGAUAUACAACCUCAUCUGGCGAGGCGAGUGUACGCCUGCCUAAUUCUUCUAAUGCAGCAGACCGUGUGACGAAGGAGGAGCAUGCCCCUUCCGAUGAAGUUAUUGAUGUUUCACAGGCACAUAUGAAGAACUCUGUGGACGAUGCUAGCCGUGCAUGUGCAGCGGAGACGCGAGAAUCGAGCAACACCCCGCGAAAGCUGGAAAGCUAUCGGCAUGCGGAAUCUGAUACCACCCAACACGGUGCACAAGCACCCCUACCACGACCUACUAGUCAACCGCAACGACCUACCGGUCAACCGCAGCAUGUCUCUAAGAAGCCAGAGACCAAGCAACGCAAGAGCCAGCUACGGAAGCUAGACGUCGCGAGAGUGUACUGCAGGGUGCAAACGUGCUCAUACUGGGUGUACACGUACACCCCAAACAGUAUGAUGAGAGACCAUUUGCGGCGCAAGCAUGGGACGCACUCUGCUGCCGCUAUCUCGCCAGAUUCGGCUGACUACAACAUAGGACCGUCUAGAGCACUGCCACAAAGCCUGCAUGCAACUGUGGAGUCUAUAGGCACUCGGCCGAUGAGUGAAAACACCAGGUCAGCGAAUGCACUGACUCCGUCCACGCGUAAGCAUUCGCCGGUGAAGGCAGCGGAUGGCUCGUCUCAGGUGCACAAUGCUCAGUCCAGGUCUGAAAGUGCUCUGUCGAUAACCACACAUACGUCGUCUUCGGUGAAACCUCAGAACACUCAAGAGAUGGUUGUUAGGCAACGCCAGGUUUCAACCAGUCACGAUACAUGCACACGGAUGGAAGCGAUGGCUUUUACAGGUGAAGCAGCUGAUGUGAACGGUACUUUGGAGAUGGCUAAGGAGUCUCGUAGUACUGUGGAGACCAGCGGGGUGACGAAGCGUGCAGAUGAACGGAAGCUAAAUCCUGGUGCUAGAGAAGCUCCUAUCAAGCACAAACCCCGAGCCAAACCAAAAGCGAUGCCGGUAUUGCCAUCGUCGUGUAUUGAGGACGAAGAGGCGGUCACACAAGCACGGCAACAGGAAACCAGAGCCCACAACCAGACUCAGAAACAAGCACGUACACACAAACAUCAACACGACCAGACACGCAGAAGGCUUCGAACGGAGCUCAUAGAGAGCCACGGUCAGAGGCAAGGAUCGCCCAAGGUGAUUCCUGUGGUGACAUUAAAGAAAAAAUUGCCGCAGAAGGAUAGGCGGCCGACAGCGGAGGAUGCAACACGUGCACAGCAUCAGAUACGUAAAAGUAAGGGGCAAAAGCGUAAACGUGACCGCGAUCCGAAUAGUGACGCGUAUGAGAUGAGGUCUGAGGAGAGGGGUGGUAAUAAUGAGGGCUCGCCCAAGGUGAUUCCUGUGGUGACAUUAAAGGAGCAAUUACCACAGAAGAAUGGGCGGCCGGCAGCGGAGGAUGCAACACAUGCACAGCAUCAGAUAUCUAAGGGUCAGGGACAAAGUCGGACAAGGAAGCGUAAACGUGACCGUGAUCUGAAUAGUGACGCGUAUGAGAUGAGGUCUGAGGAGAGGGGUGGUGAGAAUCAGGACUCGCCCAAGGUGAUUCCGGUAGUGACCUUGGAGGAGGAGAAGCAACGUACGACACCAAAGAAUAGUGGGUUGAAGGGGGUAUACACGUGCGGGUGGAAUCACUGUCACAGGUUCUUUGCCACACGGCAGGAGAUGGAGUCCCACGUGGACUUUGUGCAUCUCAAGCGUACGGUGACAAUCACACGCCACACAGCUCAGCCACCUCAGGAGACUGAUGAAACAACCAGUUCGAGUACCCUGCCAGUACAUGACACGACUACGACGGCUACGACAUCGAACAGUAGUGGAUCUCAGACUGACACAGCGCACCACAUGGGGGAUGGACUGAGGAAAGCAUCCCAAAAGAUACCUCACGAGAAGGAUUCUGCCUCGCGCGGACAGACACGACCACACAUUCGCACACGCAAGCAACCGAAGACGCGCAAAGGGAAGGACCGGGAUGAAAGGGACCCUACCUGGGAACCCCCUCCCCGAGACCAUCCAGACUCUCCCCCAGUAUCACACAGCAAGCCGUCUCUGCAAGGCCGCACGCACAAGCUAUCUAAGCGAAGGCGAGUGGGGAGUCCGAAUGCCUCGUCAUACUUUAUGAAGGCAUCCAUGGGCGAGCAAGUGACAAGGCGACCGCGAGUGCCCUGUCAGAGGUGUAAACAGACCUUUGCGACCCAAAAGUCCCUGCAGACGCAUAUGGGCCAGGCGCACCAUUCAGGUUUGGCAUAA